Hemicordylus capensis (graceful crag lizard) is the source of this 492-nucleotide messenger RNA. Its product is annotated as zinc finger protein ZFP2-like. The record is from RefSeq and is a predicted model, not a curated record. The transcript has a single exon. Gene Ontology annotation, molecular function: RNA polymerase II cis-regulatory region sequence-specific DNA binding; DNA-binding transcription factor activity, RNA polymerase II-specific. Gene Ontology annotation, biological process: regulation of transcription by RNA polymerase II. Bases 1 to 492 code for a protein of 163 amino acids. NCBI's taxonomy places the organism in Eukaryota, Metazoa, Chordata, Lepidosauria, Squamata, Cordylidae.
AUGUGUGGAAAGACCUUCAGGCAAUGCCAAAACCUUACUCAACAUGAAAGAACCCACACAGGAGAGAAGCCAUAUACAUGCUUGCAGUGUGGGAAGAGUUUUUCUUCUAUUGCAAUCCUUACUACCCAUUCAAGAAUCCACACAGGAGAAAAGCCAUACACCUGUUUGCAGUGUGGGAAAAGAUUCACUCAAAAAGUUAAUCUUACUACACAUCAAAGAAGCCACACAGGGGAGAAACCAUUUUCAUGUUUGCAGUGCGGGAAAAGCUUCACUCAGAAAAGUAAUCUUAUUACACAUCAAAGAACCCACGCAGGGGAGAAACCAUAUUUAUGCUCGGAGUGUGGAGAAAGCUUUGCUCAGAAAUCUCAUCUUACUGGACAUGAAAGAACCCACACAAGGGAGAAAUUGUCUUGCCCACUGUUCGGAAAAAGCUUCACUCGGAAACUGCAGUUUACUAGACAUCAAAGAACUCAUGAAGUGAAGACACCAUAG